This is a messenger RNA of Fibroporia radiculosa, 2319 nucleotides long. RefSeq lists its product as uncharacterized. NCBI's taxonomy places the organism in Eukaryota, Fungi, Basidiomycota, Agaricomycetes, Polyporales, Fibroporiaceae. The record is from RefSeq and is a predicted model, not a curated record. The coding region runs from base 1 to 2319 and encodes 772 amino acids. The transcript has 7 exons.
AUGGCUACUCCACGUCGCGAAGAUAUUGGUCAUGGUUCCAUUUUUGCCCGAAAAUCAGCUAGUGUCAAUGUAAGUGAACCUAGGUCAGGACACGAGGGGCGCGGAAGCCUGAUCACCAAAACUGCGUUGACUUCUCGCCGCGGCGGACCAGUUGGAGGUUUUUCUGAUCCGCGCCGUCCAGCGGAUCGCCCUUUUGUCUCAAAGGUUCCCAGUCGACUUGCGAAGGAGGUACAGCGCUCUGCAGGUGCCGAGCAUAAUCCUGACCCACGGGAGGUCUCUCGGAAGCAGGUGGCUCCCGGUGCAGGCCGAAAUCCUCCGCCUAAUGCCGGCUUUGGUGCCUUACAGCGUCCUCGUACCGGCCUCGCUGCUAAAUCUCAACCGGUUCGUCUGUUUUUAUCCGAAUUUCCUGAGGAGUUCGUCGUUCAAAAUUCUCGGCAACGGGUCGAGCAAGACACCUUUGAGGGACAACCGGCACGCCGUAUAAUGCCAAGUAAGACCACGAUCUCGCAAUCGGCACGCAGAUGGCAUAGGUCUUUUCUUGUGCCACGGGGUGAUGGGGUGCCCCAGCCUGACAGAAGCGGUUUCAUUUUAGGGCCGAAUUUUGAACUACGCCCUUCUGACGAUGCAGGGGAAGAAGUGGAGGUUCAAGACAGGAAUAUACCGGAACAAGCCGCUAAAACAGUACACCGACGACAAGCCACGCCUAAUGAACAUCCCGCUGAAGGUUUAAGGAUGCAGAUGGCUACGAAACAGAGAACCAAUCCUGGCCUUCGGUCACGCGCUGUCAGGGAAUCUUCAGAGUUGGAGACUGACGACGAUGAGACUGAACAACUGACGAGUGGCAUGUAUGAUCUAACCUUCCGUGCGGAGCGAUUGAGGAGCUAUGGCCGGAUACCCUUCCUUAUACGCAAUUUGCGCAAGGCGUUCCAACGGGAAUGCGAGUUGGCUGGUGUACCGGCGGAGCCCCCCGAGCCGCCUGAAGGACCCGUCUCUGUGAUCUAUCGAUAUGCUGCUCUCAACUCCGACGACGAUACUGCUUCUGACUCUGAAGGGAGCGACUCAAGUGAGCGCGAAUAUAAACAACGUGAAGGCAUUAUGUACGAGUGGAAGUGCCCGUUGUGCCGGUAUCACGGUAAUUUCGCGCGUCGAGAGGUGCUCGAAUUUCAUAUGAAACGUGAUCAUAGUGAAUGCACGAUUACGUGGGAGAAAAGGCAAUCUCUACGGGUCGAGCGAUGGCAGCUCACCGUUGUUGUUCCUGAAAAAAUAACGGAUAGUAGUGAAUCAGCGACGGCAACCGAUGACGAAGAUGCAGACAAAGACGGGGACGACGGUAUAGUUGGGUUGUUAGAGCCGUUCAACAUACCUAGCGAAGAUAAACUUACUAUAUUAGAGACCCAAUCGUCAAGGGACUCUGAAGUUGCACAACAGCAAGAUUCUGUGCUCGACGAAGAACCCGAAAUUAUUAUCCUUGAUCCUCCCCCUGCCAAUACCUCUUCAUCAGAUCUUAUACCAAAGAAAUUCCGUGCAUAUUCCCCAACUCCUUCCGCGACCACACAUAGCUAUUCACACACGCGCUCAUCUACAACACAAACGCAGAGACAGACUACGUCGUCAAGCCUGAGAGGAUCGCUUCCGGGACGUUACCCUACGCCACCGCCCCAGUCAAAUUCACUUGGUCCAGCUGCGCAAUAUCCCUUCCUUCCAGAACCAAUCGGAGACGAAGAUAUGCAACAUAUGCCACAUUCAUGCCGCAUUGGUGGACCAAAGAUUUAUGACCUAUUGAAUACACUACCACUGGAGCCGUUCGGGGUGCUAUCGUGGGCCAUUGUAGACAGAGAAGAAGAGCUUUUCGAAACAGAUGAGAUACCAGAUGGGCAAAAAGUAGUGCUGGCACUUUGGAAUCGUUGGAUUAUGCUAAAUCGGGGUAAAUUUAUCUUGGAUGAUUACUGCAAAGGGGUUAUUGAAUUUGUAGACCAAUACUGGCUCAUGAUUCAUCGUGCAGCAGGCUGGGCGGCACUACGAACAUUCCUUGUGGUGUUGGCCACAAACAAGUAUCUAAAGCCAGCGGAAGUUGUGAAGGUGCUCAAGCACUAUGAAUCACACACCGGAAUGGAGUUCUGGUAUAAAGAUGACAAAGAGGGAUCUCUCUCAUAUCUCUCGAACCGGGUCUCCUACCUUAUGAGAGAAACAUUUGUCGAAUUCGGUAGCCUUACAGUGAAGUUCUGUUCGCCCACUCAUCAGAGGUGUGCACUCAUCCUCAUCUCAAUUACACCUUUUUACGACCUGCAGCCAUACUACAUCAGUAGGAAAUUAGAGUAG